GUGGAGGCAGAUUCUACAUUAUGUCGGACGAAAACAUACCACACGUGCAAGCAAAGUUUUUUACAAAACAAUCACAAUACUCGGUACCUGACACACCAUACUCAGUACCAGCAACUGUAGGUACCACAGAGCUCAGUGCACUCAUCAACCAAAUCUUAAAAGGCAAUGAUGAUUCUGUGGAGACGUCAGUUGAUUUUGAUUUCCUGUUGGAUGGAGAGUUCCUCAGAGUGCCGCUAGACAAACAUUUAGAGAAAAAAGGAGUCUCUUCAGAAGAUUUAAUUGAGAUAGAGUUUGUAGAAAGACAGCCAGCCCCACAACCGGAGGAUUCCCUCCUCCACGAUGACUGGGUCAGCUGUGUACAGGGAUGUCAAGAGUGCAUACUAUCGGGUUGCUAUGACAACACAGUGAGGCUUUGGUCCACAACAGGUGCCCCACUCCUGACAAUACCUGGUCAUACUGCUCCAGUCAAGUGUGUCACAUGGCUAAGUGGAGAUGAUGGACCCACCUGUCGUUUCAUCUCGGGGUCACAUGACCAGACUCUAUUAAUAUGGGAGUGGAAUAAACAGGAAAAUUCUGUGGAGUGUGUACAUGCGUGCCGUGGCCACGCUCGCAGUGUAGAUUGCGUAGCAGUCAAUGAAGAAAAAGAUAAGUUUGUCAGUGGAUCUUGGGACAACAUGUUAAAACUCUGGUCAGCAGCCCCUGUAGCAGAGGGAGACAAGGAGGAGGAGGAGGAAACGGAGACCGCAACAAAAAAACAAAAACUCACCAAAAAAGUCCAAACAAGGGUACCCAUUCUGACUCUUUCUGGUCACAAAGAGGGAAUAUCCUCCACAGAGUGGUUAAGUAGGUCAGAAGUUUGCACAGCAUCAUGGGAUCACACACUGAGGCUAUGGGACAUGGAAAAAGCAACACAAACCUCACUAAUACAAGGGAGCAAAGUAAUUUUAGACCUGUCCUUCUCCCCUUUAAACAGACAGAUUAUCAUUGCAUCAGCAGACCGAUAUAUCAGGCUCUGGGACCCCAGAGUGUCACAUGGUACCAUUAUUAAGUGUACCUAUACCUCACACAAUGGCUGGGUAUCAGGUGUUAGCUGGUCCCCAGUGAACCAGUUUCUUUUCAUCUCAGGCUCAUAUGACUGUGUAAUGAAAUUAUGGGACACAAGAAGCCCAAAGUCUCCAUUGUACAACAUGAGUGGCCAUGAAGAGAAAAUCCUUGCAGUUGAUUGGUCAAUCCCGAGCCUACUUCUGUCUGGUGCGGCUGAUAAUCAUCUGAAGAUUUUUCAGUACAGAGACAUGCAGUCUUCUAAAGGGAAAUAAUAUUAGCUGUUAACUAAUGAUGUAUAGAAAUGAGAAAUAUGUGUGUUAAAAUAAAACUUCUUAAUGUUAUGCUUUGAAUUGUUUAAAAAAGGAUUUCUAUAAUAAAAAUGAGAAUUUAA
Molecule: messenger RNA, 1435 nt
Organism: Saccostrea echinata
Lineage: Eukaryota; Metazoa; Mollusca; Bivalvia; Ostreida; Ostreidae
Product: ribosome biogenesis protein WDR12 homolog
Exons: 12
Coding region: 21-1316 (431 amino acids)
Biological process (GO): ribosome biogenesis
Cellular component (GO): preribosome, large subunit precursor
Molecular function (GO): protein binding
Source: RefSeq, a predicted model, not a curated record